UUUUCCUUUAUAAAACUAUGGAAAAACUCGUGUGAUUAAUCUUUGAAUUGUAUAACAGUGAGCGAUUACUCAUUUACCACUGUGAAAAUUAUGGAAUCCUCGGAGUUCAAUUUUCUUAGCAUUGGAGUACCUGUUUACUGUAGCACGCCAUCAUUGAACGGAAUCAGUUUUUAAACUGUUUGUGUGUCUGAGCAAGAUUUAAUCUCUCAAGGUUGAUUUGGGAAGAUUAUUGUUAUGCCUUGUUUGUCGAGGAGAUUAUGCUUACAGUUUUACAAUGAGUCAGGGUCUAGAAACUCCAGUGGCUUUGGAACUAUUUUGCGAAAUGUUGGAAACGUUAAGUGAAAGACCAAUAAGUGGUAUUGUAUUGCUGCGUUGGUCUCGUUCGGAUAUAUUGUCUCUUAUGUUGAGCAUAAUGUCACUUAUUCUUAUAUCAUGUUCUGUUGCUUCAUACCGAUAUUCCUCCAGCUACUCCUGGAUAUCGAUUGCUGGGGAUUUGCUCUUUGUCCUCUUGUCAAGUAUCCUUUUGUUCUUAACGUUCUUAACGCGUUAUAAAAGGAUGAUUUCAUCUUGUACAAAGUUUAAGACAUUCUUAAGAUCUUCCGUCACUUGUCUUAGAAAUUUGAAGCCGAAUAUGCUUUCAUAUUCACCAUGUCUAAAUGGACUUUUAAAUGAGAUGGUUGGUUUGGAUACCCACCUUACUAUCCGAGAUGGAAAAAUCGUGGUCUUGCCUGCUGUUUUACUUGUUCCAGGUGAUGUUAUUAUUAUUAAACCAGGUCAGACAAUCUUCGCUUUCUGCAAACAAAUAAAUGAAAAUCACAUUUACUUUCCAGGUGAUGUUUAUGUCCCUCAGAAACUCAGUUGUAACCUGAUAUCCACCUCGUUUACAUCCAUUCAAAAAUCAGAUGAGUCUGUGGUAGCCGUUGUCAUCCAUUCUCCUUUGGCUUCUUACCUUGAUAUCGCUUCUAGACCAAGAGUUGAAAAUGGUUAUACGUUUCAACCGCUUGCUUAUAAAGUUGUGAAUACUGCAGUUUGGGUUUCUUUAAUUAUCAAGUGUUCUAUAACUUUCAUUUUUCUAACUUCAAUAUUUAUUUGCGCAUUACCUAUUGGUGAUCUUAGUCAUCAGUUUUAUCGCUUGCUAAUCUGGUUUGCCCACACUCUUGGUAUUGUUAUUGCUUCUUCGAGCUUCUCAUUGUAUUUCAUAUGGAUGAUUGCCACUGCUGUUGUCACAUUCCACUUCCAGAAUGUUCUUUCUAAUUCUCAGGAUCAUUUUAAACUUAUUGAUGGCAAUGACUUCAAAUCUCCCCAUGUAUUUUUCCAACCCAACAUGUCUAAGGCUUCCAAAUCAAACACGUUAACUUUUCACUCGCUUAUCUCCAAUCUUCGCUACUUUGGCUUUAUGGUAAGUAAGAAUAAGCUUGUUUAUGUAUUUACCAAGAGUUUACCCUCUGGUCUGUAAAUGAUCGUUUUUUUUCGUUUGCUCCGCAGAGUAGAAGUUAGCUCUCUAAAAGAUCAGUUUUUGUUUUCUUUUAUCAUUACUUUUCAGUGAUUUAUAGCUGAUGAACUUAAGGUGCCCUGUAUGUAUACUUUUCUGUUAACUAAUGACUAACGAGACCUAAAUUCAAAGGUUAUACGGUAUUUUAACGAUUUACACAAGAUUGUGUUGAAUCAACAGAGAAUUCUGCGGCUGUCAGUGAUGUUGUUCAAGAGUUAUACUUGAGUGUAGCAUUUAUUUUAUAGUUCUUAGAUAACAAUAUUUGGUAUAUAUAACAGUCAGAAAUUAUUCAGUCAUUUAUGUGUAACGUAGAAAUUGCGAUAUGUACGUUUGUUCAAGUUGUUAUGUAUAUUCACAACGAGUAUAUAUUAUCAAAAGUUGCUGGAAUAUUAUAAAUGGUAUUAUCUCCAGUUGUAGUAGAGAAAAUUAAAGAUAGUCGCAUAAGACGAUUUUUAGCGUCAGAAUCCCAGAGAAAAUAAAAAGUAAAUGGGUCUGCAUCAUUGUGAGCAAUUUUAAGCCAUAUCACAUCAAGUCCCCACCGAUUGAUUACAAUAAUCAAGCCGACUCUAAAUUAGGUAGUCUACACAUACAAAUACAACUCAGUCUAGCAGCUAAUAAUCUCAUGAGUUGAUAUUACGUUUUGUUUUGGUCGCUCUGACCUUCCUCACAACCCACUACAUUAGUCACUAUCGCUUUUGAUCAGAAUCCAUGAAUUAUUUAUCAGUUCAACUCGUCAAACCAGCAUGGUAAGUAUGGUGAUAAAGACCUACAGUAGGGAUAAAAAGAAAAGAAAAACAGUUGAGAACUCAUUCAAAGUUUGAAUUAGCAUCAUGUUCUAAACGUAAAUAUUAGUACGGGAUGAAUGGAUGUAUCAACGGUACAGUAACUGUUUUUGAACUAUUUAACUACCUGUGUACACAAAUUAUCCAACCUAUGAAAAUGGGAUUGUGUCUUACACCAAACUAAAUAACUCUGUAAUAUUUUGAAGAUCUAUGACGUUUAGAGGUUGCAAAGGAGUAUCGGUUAUUUUAAGUCUUAAUGACGAAAAAAACUGCUGUUUUCUGAGAAAUGCGUAAACUCAAUUUUAAAUAGAGCAAAGUGAACAAGCUUAAUAAUGUAGAAUCUUUUAACUGUGAAGGUAAUUUAUUUUUGACGUAAAUUAUACUGCUCUAUUGUCUUAAUUAGUGGAAUAAGCCUUAUUAGUCAUUCUUUAAGUUGGAUAAGAAACUAGGGAGCCAAUUCUACACAAAACUGUGUUUAAGUAGUCAGUUUGCGUACCAAAUGCACUCGAGUUUUCUGAUUUCAGUUUAUAUCGUCAUCGAUUAAUCCAUAGCGAGAUACAUACUACAUAUAUCUAUUAACAUUUUAACUUCAAUAAUAACUCAUAGUUCGUUCCUAACUUUACGGUGUAACAGGAUUACUAGGAGGGGCUUUCCACUUUGUUACAUCGAAUGAACCUGAAAAAAUGAAGUGUAUUGGAAGUAACUUGAUAAAUGUAAAGGUAAAUUACGUGAUAAUUCUAUACUACAUGUCUUGUUGCUUACAACUACUAUUACUAUUGCAUUCUAUUUAUCUACGAAAUGUUUUCUCAAUACAUUAUUUACAUCAUUCUACGGUGGCUUAUUUAAACGUGUUGUAAUCAUAGUUUUACUUUCAGACGAACGUAGAUAUGGAAAAUAUUGUACUUACUUUGGGAACACUAAGUUCCGUGUGUUGUAUCAACCAAGAAGGUGUUAUAAGUCAGUCGUUACCAACUCCAGAGAAAAUGUUUUUCUUCCACAGACGCCAUCACAAUCAUCACCAUCAGGAGAGUUUUGGUACAAACAAGUCUCAAAAUGUCUAUAAAUCAAACUCAAAAGCGGAAGAACGUUUGGAUAAUCAAAAUUCUAAAUCAGGCCAACUGAACACGUCGGGUUUUCUGCGCACAAAAAAACAAGUAACUUUUGCUUUUUAAGCAACUUCUGUCUGAAGCUUGUAGCAAUAAUAGUUCAGAAAGAUAAUCAAAGAUUAACUAUGGAACCAUUUAUCUCGUUUGACUUUCAAACCAUUAAAAUCACUUCAAAUGAUCAGAAAUCACAGGAAGUCUACGUUCUAGUGUGGAGCUACUUUAUAAUUGUUUCAGAAAUUGUGUUAUUUCUACACAUGUCCAAUACGGGGUUGUGGACGUAUGUUGUUUUAGCUUGCCACUGCUUUCAACUGUUCAAAAGAGGAUAUGUAGGAAAAAGGUAUAAUGAACAGACAAAAAGUGAUGGUAUAGUGACUUCAUCUAUGUGUUUCGGUCGCUAGUUUCCAAUCUUAAGGAGAUACUAACAACUAAGCUUGCUUCUUCCGAUAUAGCUCAGACCGAAACCCAGUGACUUCAUGAAUUGAAAUCAUAUUUUAAUAUGCUCAUUUGACCUGUCGUCCUUCUUCACCACUCAGCACUAUGUAUUUCCCGAAGAAGCAUCCCAAACAUAAUGGUUCAUGCUUCUUAGUUUAGAUAGGUUGGCACUCUUAUCAAUUGCUUAGUCCUCUUUAAGCAUUACUCUUAUUUAAAGUAUCAGCAACCUAAUUUUUUGUCCAUGAAUAAAGAAUCUGUUGACCAGUCGUCUAUGUAACUGCUUUUUAAUAUUCAUUUUUUGUGGAUAGAUUUACCGGUUGUACUAUGUAGAUUCCUCCAGUAGAGAAAAAGAAUCCCUAAUAUAUUCUCUUAGAUUGUUACUUCCAUGAACUAGUUUACCAAUCCCGGGUAUUAUUUGUUAUCAGUGUCUAAAAAUCUAUUGAUGAUGGGUUUAAAUAACCACCUAAAAUUAGCGAAAUAUAAUAGUAAUAUGGUGAAAUGUUAGCGUAUUAUCCUCAUUAUCAGGUAAAUUCUAUGAGAUUAUUCGUCAUUUUUAAUUCACCACUAGCGAUGUAAUGGAUAAGAUGUAUUACAUUCAAAAUUUUGGCCCGUUACAGUCAUUGAACUUCCUCAAAUGACAGUGCGAUUUUCAAACCUAGUAGAAAGUAAACACUUUCACUAAUUAUAUAACGUCUAAAAAAUUUGUCUCAUUUUUCUGUUGGGAGACUUGUUUUUACUAAUCUAGAACUAUUCAGCUGAAUGCCUUGCUGUCUUUCCACCAAUUUAAUAGUCGUUUUGAACUCCAGAGAAACUCGUAAACAGAUAUGUUAAUUAACAAUCAUUUGUGCAAUCGAUCCGAUUUUCGUUUUUUCGUAGGUAGUUGGUGGAUUUAUGGAGUAAAAGAUCUAACUCUCGCAGGCUAGUAUCAAAUAUCCUAUUCAGUGGAAAUCAAGAUAUAUUUUUCAGAUGUAUUGGAAAAUACUCAAAAUGCUGUUUUAAAGUGCUUAUUUAUAGGUAUUUUGCUUUAAUUUGAAGUGCAUGGCCUUUCUCACAGCCUCAGUUUCCAUCAUUGCAAAUAUAUAAAAUGCUUUGUAUUGUUUCCAGGUUUGAAUUAUUUUACCUCUUCCAAAAAGUCAGUGAAUUAUUAAGUUUUGGAAGUGGUUUGAGCCAGGUGUUAAAAUCAAUUGAACAACUUCUGACAGUCCGAAAGCGAUAAAAGUGAAUUUGUUUUAUACUUAACUGUUCCCCUAGAUUUACGAUUCGCUCAUCAAACCUUGUUUAAAUUACGGUUAAUAUUCUUAGAAAUGAAAUGUCUAUUUUAAAUAAAACCUCAGUGUGAAUUUAUUUUAAAAAAUAAUUGUUGCGGAAAUUUAUUGGACGUAAGCAAUCAUUUUAUCACCAUGAAUAAACGUAUUUUUGGUUUAAUGUGUAAAGGGAUUCCCAAAUCAAAAUUACUCUGUAUAUUGAUGGAAUAAAUCAUUUAUUUCGAAACUCGGUUAUAUUCGAUUUCUAUUCAAAUUCGUAGUGUGUUGGACUUAAUCAAGGAGAACUUUGCAAGACUCAAAGUCCCAUCCAAAAUCAGCUAUCCACUAACUGUGAUCCUAAUGAUACACCUGGUUUUCAACGAAGUGCUGUGUUCCCACUGAGCAGUUGUAUUGCACCGGUAGUUCUAGACUUACGAACCGAUUUUUAUCGACCCUUUUUAUCGCGUUUCGAAAGGCCGCGCUGGGAUCGUUUCCUUUCAUCGCUUAAACCAAUCGGUUUAUCGAUUCUUCUCAACAAUUGUCACUCUGCUAUUGCGAAACAGAGAAUUGGCUUUUUUGAAAAAGUAAAUGCAACUCAAAAAUAUUUCGAUUCUUCGUCAUGUAUUACUGCACUGCCGCUUACUUUCUGUCUGUGUGGUCUUGCCAGCCAGAUAGGAUUUCGUGAUGGUGCCUUAAGUGGUUUUGUCACUCAUGGAUGCUUGGGUGCUUAUUCUAUUUGCUCAGCCGCAUAUACUUCUAAUUCUAACGCUACUGAUGUGAAAAGUAAAUUAUCUUCCGAAGAAAUCCUCCCGACAAAAGAAAAUACAAAUUAUGACCGAAUUCAUUUGGCUUAUUGCUUUAGCUCUGUCUUCUCUGAUCCAAAUAUCCAAAGUGGUUAUCAACUGCUCUCUCAAGGUACUGGUGAUAUUCUUGCUAGCUUGUGUUCUGAUGUUUGGGAUGGGCGGGAUAUUGUACCAUUGUCAGAUAGAGAACGUGAACUAAUCUUGGGGUUCCACAAUCGUCAUCUGUCGUCUGCAUACUGUAUUGGAUUCGCUUAUUCUCCGUUGGUUGAUAAAAUUGAGGAAUCUUAUCGACUGUUGUUGGGUAAUCUCCCCAGUUCGUCAGAUAUCUUCAUGCUUCGUUUACCAGGAUCUGAUGAUAUUUCACCAGUAAUACAGCGAAAGGUACUGGAACACCUGGUUUGCAGUCGAUCAUAUUCAAAUCGUUCUCUACUACCGCGUGUUACGAACAAUAUUAACAGUACCAGUCCCAUUUAUGACAAGAUUGUUCGUGAUAGUGAUAUUUCUAGAAGAUCUCAAGCUAUUUCAAAAUCCAGCAGACCACGUAAUUAUCGACUAAAAUUUAUAAAGAAUAUGAAAAACUUCGGUUUUAAUUCCUUCUCUAAAUAUUGGCAGCAUAGCGAUCGGAAAAAAGAAGGGUGUGAUAAAACGGAAGGAACGUAUUCAAAUGAUAAACUUCUAAAACAUUCACCGUCAAAGAGAAGUGAUAGAUUUUCUAGAAAACAUCGAAUUAACCAUAAUCGAAUAAGUAGUAAUUUUGGUGAGUAUGAUAGUAAGUGUUUGGUUUUGAAUGAAUUUCCAAAUGCUAAUUUUGUUUCGGAAACUGAUCAUUGCAAAAGUAACGCUGAUAACUUGGAUCAUGAUAAGAAGAGUAAUGUACGUAUUGAUCAGAAAGAAGUGGACGUUAUACUGAACAAUCAAAUAUUCUUAGGUCUAAUAAGUAUGCAGUAUCAGGCAAAUCCUCAAGUUGUGAAGUCCAUUAAACAACUUCAUCAAGCUUGUAUACGAUUUGUACAUUUUUCUCGAGUAAGUAACAAUUGUCUGGUAAGUAUUAUUGUUAUUACUUCAUGCCAAACUACUUUUGAGAUACUUCCAUGGAAAAUACGGUUAUUAAGCCAUACAAAGGACUAGCUACUAUCCGUAGCUUUUAAAACUAAUCUGAUGGUCACGUCACUUAUUCCAGUUUGGUGCCCGUUUCUGUAACGUAUGUGGCUGUUAGGUAGCUAGUAAACCUAGACAACCCACUCCCUGUAAGUUAAUAAAGCCACUCAACUGUCAACGAUUAUAUCAUGGUUCCAAAAAUUAAUUAACUUAGUUUGCAACCCAGUAGUAUCACGAUCUAUAAGGGUAACUCAGAAGUCAUUGUACACGUUCACUGAUAAACUGUAUGUUAUAUUUUGUAUUUAGUAUUAUUCUGUGUUUGUUCUUAUUAAGGUAAUGCAAAGGACUUUUUCGAUAGGAUGAUUUUUUGUUUGACUAUAUUUAUAACUGGAAAUUAUUGAAUCAUUUAUAAUGUCAGUUAAAUAGUUUAUAUUUUUACGUCUUUACACAUACUGUACAAUCUCACAAUAUAUAUGCUUAACUAUUCCCAGCAGUAAUUUCUUGAAAUGUUUUGAUGGGAUUUCGUUCACAACAUUACGCGACGUAUUAUUUAUAGUUUUAUUUCACGUGACGUAUGGUGCGUCGGAGUUUCUAAACAAUAUGCUUAAUACGUGGUCAUUAAUUAUAUGAUUAUUAUUUAAUGGACCACUGUAACACAUAGUUUCUCGUUCGAGGUGUAUUAUUAAAAGAACUAUUCAAGAGAGUGACCACUAAAACUUUUCCUUAGUAGUUCUUUUCACAAGAUAUGCUGUUUUACUUUCCAACCCUUGAAACUAUCUUCAGUGCUUUUAAUGAGCGAAUUUCCCGAUCUUAAUUCAUAACUACUUUUCCCAGAAACUUAUUAGUGACACUAUUAUUAAUUAUCUCUUUCUUAAAUAACACGGGUUGGUCUACUACUAUAUUUUGUAAAAGUGUUAUUUCUCGUAUAUUUUGUUAAGGAAAAUGAACUUCGAAGUAGAGUGUUCGCUGAACGUUUGGGGUUAGAAUGUGGUUGGAAUUGUCAUAUAUCGCUUAAGAGUCCUAAUUCUGUUAGUAAUCGCAAAUCCGUUGGUCUGCCUAAAGAAUUCCGUAAAAGCUAUAAAUUUUCAUUUGGAACUGAUUUGUUCGUCACUGAAGGAAAAUACUUUGUUGGUAAGUAAUUUGAUCUUACAUUAAUUUUAACAGAUGUUUUUCCAUCUUCUAACUGCUUUUUUAUUCUUUACCUUCCAUAAGGUUCUCAUCAGACUAAGCGAUGGUCAAGUUCUCCGGCACUAGCAACGUCAUAUUUUUCAGUAAGUGGAUGUAUCUACUUAAGAUUGUUUCGAUGACAGUAAUAACUCGAUUAGUACAAAUCUCCAGAAAGGUGAUCUAUGUUUUAUAAAUAUUUUCAUUUAGAUUAAGAUUACUUUUACAGCUGCUCUUCAAUAUAAAGAAAAACUUAUGAUUAUUUAGAACUUCACUAAAUAAUCUUUAAAUGAUGUAUUUUUUUUAGUACAUAUGUGUUUUUUAUAUUAUUCCUCUCUUUUGUUAUGGCCAUGGAAAUAUCUCUAAAGUUAGCUCUGGUUUUAACUCUACUUCACUGGCAAUGAUGCCAUAUUCCCACUGUGAUUUGGAUAACCUGUAUGUCACUGCACAUUUUGAUGAUAUCGUUAGCAUCCAUAAUAUCAAACACUUUCUCAAACUGAACCGUAUGUGAGCAAACCUUUGGGGAUCGAUGAUAAAACAUGAUCUCAAAAUAUUGUCAGGCUUCAAGCAAAACUUCUGUCACCGACACAUCCACACCAUAGGUAGUUGACUGCAAUAUGACCAGUUUAAAUCCACCGUUCAGUUUUAUAGAAAGGACACUGGUUGACAUGUUGGCGAUGACUUUCCUGGAGUUUGGCGCUGACCAGAAACAGGUUGAACUCUUCACAAAACUAUAGAGACUGUCCCCGUCAUCUAACCUUCGACCAUCGAGUCCUCAUUAUCCACUCAAAUGACCUCUUCUUUGUCCCUUGACACACAUACCUGUUCAUUCAAGUCCUCAGUUAACAACAGAAGAUCUAUUAAAUAUGAUUUAUAAUGAAUUUGACCUAAUUAGGACAUAGAAGUCAGCGUUAGUUUCACUCGAAAUGCAGUCCCCUCGUAUGUAGGUAGGGAUAACAAAAAACAUGAUUUCUCACCCCGUUUCUUCUUACUUUGGUGUAACCUAACCUAAAAGUGCAUAAAAAAUGCCCUGGUACGGCCGAGAGUGGGGACAGUCCGCUCUCCCUCUCGAAAUGCUCUCACAUGGCCACGCGUAUAUAGCCUCUCCCAGGGAAUUCCUACUCAUUGCCUUCUCGUGGCGGGGGUGUCGUUUACGAAGUCGAGAGGACGAAAAGCGAAUGUCCGGCGCUUUAACCGGGUUGGUGGACAAGGAGAGUAUACUUAGGGAAGUUGGAAAACCAUGAUUCCGAACCAAAAGUGGACAUGGGCUCCAGUAUCCUGAAGGAACAAACGGCCUAGGAACCAAUCGUUGGUCACCGGCUACCAUGGGACUGCAUGUCCUUACGUUGCUCCACUGUCUUGUGGACCAGACCUUCAGGUCGAAGGCUCCGGGUGUGACCUCCUAAGAAAACCACCUGCUUCGGUUUGGGCACCCGGUCAGUAUCACAGCCCUCACACAAAUCAAAUGAGAUUUGUGUGGUGCGUAUGUAUAUGAUGUCCCCUUGUACCAAUAUCUAUGUGUUAAAAUAAAAUAAAAAAAUAAGAAAAAGUGCAUAAGCGACUGUUAAUUAGUGUCCAGUUUACCAGCAAUAUUUCUUCAGUAUGACACUAACAACAGGGAAACUGGAAGCUGAUGCAAUAGAGUCACUGGACAAGUAUAUAUCAAAUAAACUUUUCGAACUGGCAGAUGGCGAAUCACUUUGUUUUACUUGACCAGAAUCUUAAAUACAAGUCUCAGGUAUAUAACAGACAUGCAUAUCGAAACUUUUAGAAUUUUUAGCCAGACCUGUCUAUUGUAUGGUCUGCAUCAAUGUACAAACGUUGGAGACAGGUUUACAUGAUAAAUGUAACUUCAGAAAAGCUAGAUCAGAUUUUUCGGUCGGUGAUAUCACUCAGAAAAUAAAUCAUCCUACGAAUCGGACAUUUUUCUGUCACUUUCGUGUCAGUUUUCUAGAGAUGCAUAUUAUUUUCCUUGUAAGUGAGUAGUUAAAAUACAAUCCAUGGAAUACUAACAUUCAACCAGAUGCUCUACACAAAACAUAGUCUUUGAAUAAUCUAGAUAAAAUGCUCCAACUACUUUACUUAUAUUGUAAAGCCAUAUAUUUAAAAAAAGUGUUUCGGACCAGUAUAUUACGAUUACAUACCCUUGUGAGACUCUAGAAUCUUUUGUCAUCCAUUUAUACUGUCUCCGAAAUACGGAAACAGGAUUCUGGUGUGAUAAUUCACUUGACUCCAUCUAGCCAGUAUGGAGAUCCAGUUGUAACUAUCCUUUUGUGUAUCUGGAGACCCGACAUUAACUUCUCAUUGUCUUGCAGUGUAAGUAUAUUGUCGGGAAUAGUAUAACGUUAUGUAUAUGUUAAACCCACAUAGUUUAUUCUAGAUUCCGAACAAGCCAAUCUAUUCAUUUUUCUUAAACCACAUUUUGACCUUGUCACUUAUUGGCUUAUUUAUUCUGACUGUUUUUAGAUGAGCGUAUGUGAGUGCACAUCUUAUCUUACCUGUAGCUUAUUCUUAUCUGGCUAUAAAUAUUGACUAAUCCUCGGUUAAAUCGAGUUGGCAUACUUGCCUUCUCCAAUCCGUUCCACCCUUUCCUCUUUGUUUCGUCUCCCUGAUUGUCUGUUCAAAUCGGUGAGUACACGAAGCAUACAUAUUCAAAAUUCAUUAUCGUAUGUGGCUUAUUUAACUCCGUUAUUCACUAACGCAAUUCAAGUCGAUGAUUAUAUACGAGGAUUAGCGAAAUGUAUAUUUCGACAGCGAUCAACAUACGAUCUAAUUGGAGUCAGAUUUGGAGCCUCAAAAGUGGUGAACCUGUCGACAACAUCGUCCGACCUAAAUGGCGUCGUUAUCGGGCCACUGAAAUAUUACUAAGUUGAAAGACAACAUGUACGCCUCGAAUGAAUUCCUCUCGAAAGUUACUUAUGAGCCGCCAAAAUAAGUGGUACAACGAGGACUCGGAAAUAGUGAUAAGCGCUGGUAUUUUUUCAUUUCUGCCUUUACCCCCCACUUAUUGCAACACAAACGAAUUAAAAGACAGGCUCUAUGAAGAUUUAUCUAACCUCCAGAAAGCUAAACUAUCAGAUGUAGCAAUUAUCGUUAAUAAUAUCAACGACCAAGCAGGUGGGCUAAGUGGAACUGAAAGAUACUCAGGCGUGUAUUUUGGCAUCUCAGCUAAGUGGACAGAAACUGGAGACCAUUUUUUUAACUACUUCCAGACAUCUUUAGUAAUUGUAAGCAACAACUUUGAACAGUAGCAAAUACUGUAUAACCUGAAGACCACCGACGUCACAAGGAUGAACACAAACAGAUCAAAUUACUAUCAGUCGUCGUUUGAAGGGCUCAACUGAUGAAUCUCAAUCCUAUUUAAAUUCCGACCACUCUGUUUUGUGAGCUCGUGUUUAUUUGUGGCUUAUUGGACACAAAACGUUCACAGGAUACCUUUUUGAACUCAUUUUAAAAAUGUAAAUGUCAAGGAUACGUUUAAGAUAGAGUUAACUAAGCAUUUAGUCGAUCGUGUAGAGGAUGUUCAUCUUGAAGUAGCAUGCCAUGAUCUGCAGUUCACUGUUGUAAAAACAGUGGUAUUUGUUACCAACCUAGACCACGAAAUUAAGAAUAGUCAACUGGUCCAGAAGCAAUAUAGGGUUGUGGAGAUUGUUUUAUUGAGAUCAUUAACUGAUCAACCUUAGACCACCACUGAAAACCUGGAAGCACUGGAAGGCCAUUUCGUCCCAGUAUGAGACUACUCAGCAGUACGAAUCCACGAUCCCACAUGCGGACGCUUGACAUCUAAACCACUGAGCCGGUAUCCAACGGUGUCAGUGUCUAACUUCGAACAAUCCACGAUAUUACACGACUAUCUUCCAUUGUCUUCAGUGGGUAACUGCCUCACACCCGACGCGAUUAAUCUCCACUGGCUACAGCUUCUCACUAGAACUCGUUCGCUCGAGACCGAAGGCCCCAGGUUCGAGCUCCUUGUGCGGGAUCGUGGAUUCGCGCUGCUGAGAAGUGUCAUAUUAGUACGAAACGGCCAUACAGUGCUUCCAAGUUUUCAGUAGUGGUUUAACAUUCAUCGGUUCAUGAUUUCAGUGAUCUAUAAGUCUUUACCAAAUUAACGGAUCUUUGAAGACUCAUCACUUCAGGUUCUGAUAACGAUGAAUAGUUAAGGAAAUUUCGAAGCAGAUUGAUAAAAUUUCUACGUAAUGACUGUGAGUAGUAGUGGUCAGCAAAAAUAAAAGGUGGAGAAGACAUUAGUGAUUAACACCUAUAGGGAACUGUUCAAACUCACCAAGGAAAUCGAUAUUAAAAAAUGUGUUGAUGGAAGUGUUACAGAAAAAGAUAAAACAGUAUUCCACUCAGUUUAAAACCAUUGGUAAGGCACUUUAAGGAACAACAAACAAUUAACUGACCUCUGGUCACUCUUCAGUUACCUGCUAUUCCCAUGCAACCUAAAUGGGAGAUUGACACAAAUCCGAUAACUUAGCAAGUUUGGAAAGACUGUAUUUAAUUUGGGGUGGUGGAGAGCAGCAGGACCUGAUCAGUUGACUCUAGAAAUCUCCAAGAAUGGUAGUCCAGCUUUAGGAGUUGAGUACAAUAUUAUCUAGAGCCGGACAGCUAAAUGUAGUCCCGUCUUACUUGUCUCAAUCAUCGAUCAUCCCAAUCUAUAAUACCGGACUAGUUUUCCCUCGUAAUAGCCAUAAAGAAGUAACUUUGAGGAAUAUGGCGUCUGAAGGAUUAGUCUCGAGAAUUAAUUGACGCCUAAAAGAAGUUAACGAUCAGCAAAUACGAGAAAAGCCAAUUUCGUUCUUGGAUUUGUAUGUAUCCGGAAAAGCUUUAUCUUUUGGCAGGAUUUAGAACAUGCAUACGUACCGACACUUGACUAACCAAUCAUGUUUCUCGAUCUGAGGGCAACAUUUAACUCCAUAUACCAGGUAGUUUUGAAGCAGUUUUUUAAUUGAACUAUGUACUAGAAAAGUACGCGAACCAUCUGAAGGCUCUUUGCUCGAGCUCCAACAGUCGUAUUUAGAGUUAUGACAGAUUGUUAGCAGAACUAAAAACAAUGAGUAAUGCUUAUUAGGACUCUACUUCUUUUACUUACCAAAAUCAUAGACAUUGCUUGAGAGGAAACUUACGUUGUUUGGGUUUUUAGGGACUGAUCUACCAAGAGAUUGACUUGUUGACUUGGAAUAUACUGAUGACAUGGUUGUGUUCAUUGGAGACCCAGAUAUACUGUAAAGCCUUCUGGCUACUUCGAGUGACAAUCCUGCUAUAGCGUGCCAAUCAGCAGGGUCACUUGAUAAUUAGAAAUGUCCUAAAGGACAAAUACAUACCACUGGCUAAGAUAUGGGUUGAUUUUCAAGGGAUAAAAUGUCUAUAUAUGAGUGUUUAUGCAUGUUAUUCGGUGCCCUAGUAGACUUUCUCCUUCACUCUUGACUUCAAGUAGAUAGUUGGGGGUGAGGGUUGGCGCGUAGCACGUUGUGUAUCAGUGUCAGAUUUCGAACGCCGUGCAUCAUGACGUGUCCAAGAAUGUUUGCGACGUGUUUCCCCCCUGUAAAUACAAAAUGUAUCUUCGGGACUGGCCUGGGUCAACCUCAAUCAGUAAUUGGAGGCGUUGAGUGACGUGGUCCAGAAUUGGCCACAGUGACCCAGAUGAGCUUCCUCUUUAUCUCCCCCUUAGCCUCGAGCUUCAAUAUUGUUUCGUACUUUUUAUUUAUCGAAUUCAUUCCUUUUCGAACUGUAUUCCCCGAUGUUUAGCCUUUCACACCGAAAUUGAUAGUAAUGUCAUUCACUUUCAUUUUAUAGACCCAGAGUAAAGCAAUCUGUGGUCACAUAUUUACCAACUUCCUCUAUGUUUGAUAGUUACUGCUUUAUGAACAUUUGCGCAAACUGAUUCUUGAACACCGUCUCGUUCAUUCCAAGACAUCAGUCACUUCGCCUCUUAAUAUUUACCCCACCUCUCGUUCGUUGAAUAAUACUUUAACCUAAUAUUAUACGCAAAAAAUUAUAUCGUGCGUCUAUCAACAUUCUAAAAACUUUAAACAAAGUAUUAUCUCUAUCAAUUUAUUUUCUCAUUGAUUGUUUGAAUCUUCUCAUUGAUGUUUAGGGUUGCAAUUGAUCAGUCUCUUAUUGGCAUGUACAUCCUGUGGUGGUUGCCUCGAUAUUGCAUUAAGUCACAAACACUAUAAGCAUAGGUGAAUGGUGACUAGCAGUGGAGUCCAGGACGCGAGUUUUGUUCGUUCGAGUUCCGGAGUGAACAUCUACUCUGGAAUGCAGGUACAUCUAGCUGACGAGUCCCAAAUAGGACGAAAUGCACGUCAUGGAUUCCAAUGCUAGUCACUAUCCAUCUCCAUUGAUCCAAUAGAGCAGUGGUGUUGCUCAGGAUUCCCCAAUCUCGUCGUUCCUUUCUAUUUUGACAUUAAUGACAUCCUGGAGACAGAUAGAUAUGCAAAAACACUAGUACUAUAAAGCAGUCCUCUGAAAAUCGAAUUUCGACCUCAAUUACUCGAUUAAUAUUAUUGUACUUUUUGAUGAUACAGGCUACUCAAAUCCCAUUUAAUUAUUUGACUAUUAGCGUCUAUAAAUAUAGUGUUUCACUUCAUGACUGACAGAAUCCUUUGCAUGCACAUACCCUUUGUGUUGAGUCAUCAAAUCUAGUCAACUUCAUAUACCCUUGUGGUGUGAUGUAUUGACUUGAAAUUACAACUCAGCAAUUGAGAGUCAGAUGCCUAAACCAUUUAGAUACAAUUCUCUCUUAGUUGUAGGUAGGGGAAUUAUUUGUAGAUAGCGGAAUGGGACAGAAUGGCUCAAACAUUGUUACGUUUCUUUGUGCUCUAAAAAUUUCAAUGAAACACUUUUGAUGGUAACAAUAACAAUCUGUAGUAAAUAGCUAUUUAUUAUUCAUUUAUACUUUACAAAAUUUUGGGAAGAAAUUCGGGUCCACAUCUGAUCCACAGUUCUUUCAAUCUACUCCAUUUCCUGAGUAUUGUGAAGCAAACUGUUUGAAAUCAAUCUCUCCAUGUUUGAAUUCCCGACAAAUUGACUCUGACUUUGAAUCUUCAUGCUCUCAUGAUCAUAUUAACAAUAAUUUCGCUCAUGCUGUGUCUACCAGUUACCUUCAGCAGAUUCGUUCAAACGAAAUAGGUCCAAAGGAAUCAUUCGGUUCAUAUCACUUGUCCUCGUCAAGUAAUUCAACUAGUUCUGUAUCGCUCUCAGUAGAUGAACAAAGUGAUAAUUCUGAAGAAAUAAAAUUGUCGGAAUUGUUGGUCAGGAACAAGGUAAUUUUCUGUAGUUUUUUGUUGAAACGGUGUUCAGAAUAAUUUUGUCUUCACAUUUCAACGUCAUCUCAUUAUCGAACAUAAUAAAUGACUAAUUUACAUCCAUAUAAUGUUACAAUUCAUAAAUAACAUGAUCAAAAAUCGUUACAUCAAUACUAAAUUUAUAAAGUCGAUGUUUAUUUUGAGGAAUUUGUUGUUUACUUUCAUAAGACCAGAAUCUAAUUCACAAAUUUGCCUUUAUGGGAUAAUGGCUCUCAUCUACAAAUUAUAUUCAGUCUUACAGUAACUAAAACGCUAUUGAGCAUUGAAAAUUAUCCAUACUGAAUAUUACGAAUCAGCAGUAAAUUCUUGGUGCUAAUAUUCCUAUAAAUCGGAACAACUUUUGCUUGAGCCGUUAUCUAAGGAUCAUGCUAACUAUCCAUUUGAUUGAGUACUAGUAAUUGUCUUGAAUUAGACAAGCAUUGACAUGUCUUGAAUUCAAAAUAUCAUACUUUUUCCUCUCAUAUUGUUAUGGAUUUUAACAAGAUAAAAACCUUAAUGGUCUGCAUCCAUUCUUUUUAGAUUCGCAAUCUUUGUUUUUAUCAUUUAUUUAAGCUUUGUUUCGAAAAUAUCACUAAAUGUUUUCGGGCUUCAAACAGUCUCCUUCUUAAUACCGGCUCAGUGGUUUAGAUGUCAAGCGUCCGCAUGUGGGAUCGUGGAUUCGUACUGCUGAGUAGUCUCAUACUGGGACGAAAUGGCCUUCCAGUGCUUCCAGGUUUUCAGUGGUGGUCUAAGGUUGAUCAGUUAAUGAUCUCAAUAAAACAAUCUCCACAACCCUAUACUGAUAAUUAUCAUUCAACAGCCUUGAAAUAAUGAUUCAUUAAAAGCCUUUCGCAUCUUGAUUGUGUUAUCAUUACAUACUGGGUUUUAUUUUUCAGUAUAAAUAAUGGUUGAAUCACAUAUACUUUCAACGCAUAUACAGAUUUUGUUGCUUUUUUGUUAUGAGUUAUUUAGAUCCAGAGAGCAUUAGACAGGUAUUUUAUCUUGGUAUAUAUUGACGAUGAUGUAUUAUUUCAGAACCUUAAGCACUUACCGCAAGUUAUAAGGUCUUAGAAAAUGACUACUUGUCUGAAUAAUUUCUCGUUACACUGAUCACGUAUAUUUCUGAGAAUAUAAUUACUCCCUCUCAUUUUACAUCCGACUUCACUUUAAGCUGACUUAUUGUGACUCUGUAGACCAAGAAAUUAAGCACUUGAAUUUUAUCCAUUUGGUUUACCUAAUCGCACUUUUUUUUAUAGUAAGUGUUGCUCAAAUCUUGAGAGAUAAAUAUCAACAGGGUUAUCAAGUAGUUGCAUCAGUUUUUAAAUGAUUUUUUAUUCGGUUGUUGUUUUAUAUACAAAGAACAAUAUGUCGUAAAGAUAUCGGUCGUAAUAAUAUAUUCCAUUUGUCUUUUUGAUCAGUUCAUUGUAUUUUAACAAGUAAUAGUUCUCUCUCUGUGAUGUUUCAACUACUUCUUUAUUUGGUAUUAAGUUAACGUUUUCAUUAUCUCUUUCUUUUACAGUCCCGACUUCCAUGUGGAAUCGAUAGCAUACGCCCACAUUUAGAAAAUGUCGAUAACGUUCCAUUACAAGUAUCAUUGUUUACUGAUUGUACACCUAAAGCUGUUAGCGAAAUGAUUCAAAUAAUGAAAGAAUAUGGGGAUACUGUUUGCUUAAUUGGAAGCUGUUAUUCAUUAACCAACUAUGUAUUGUUUCAACAAAGUGAUGUAGCUAUUGCUGUGAAACCUAUUCUACCCUACUCGAAUUGUCAAUUUGCAAAUACCAAGUACAUUGUCUCGAAUCAAUCUGUUGAUUGGUUAACAAGUGAUCUCCAGUCAGAAGAGUUUAGUUGUUCGAAAAAAAACCCGACUUCUACACAUCAGGAAAGUGAUACUACAAAUUUUAAUACAUUCGACAUUGCUGCACAUCUUGUACACUUAGUUACACCUUGUCUUUUGGAUAUAGAGAAAACAGGAUUUCAUGUUUACGAUCUUAUUGUUGAGGCUCACGCCAGUGUUAAUAACCUCUAUCAUUGUUUGGUGUUCAGUUCAACAACUCCGUUAGCAGUUGGUUUACUACAAUUACUACUAUUAAUAAUCGGGUUGCCUACACGACCUGUUGUUUUGCUAGAUGUGCGAUCAAAUCUUCAACAAGGCGAAUUAAUUUGGCUGCCUGUGGAACCAUUUCGAUCAGUUAUUUUUGGUUCAAGUGAAAUUUUUGGUAAUUUAAGCAAAACUGAUAAGCACACUAACAUUAAUUUGUUACACUACAGUUCGGAUUGGAAUUUAGAACCAAGUCUUAGCAUUGGUCAAUUAUUUUGGCUACUUUUCAUUGUCAUGCCAUCUUUAACAUUAUCUUUAAUUGAUAGGCGAGUGGAAAGAAACCAACCGUUACGUGAGCCACCGAUUAAGCGUAAUAAACUAUUUACUAAGAAGGUGAGUUUGUGCGAUUAUAUAUGUCUGAAUGACCUUCCCUUAAUUAUCUAAAUCUAAUAAUAGGUUCGAUUUUUAUUUGGAACACAAUUGCUGAUUAUUUACUUGUGUGGAUGUUCUGUGUGUAGCUGAGCGUAUACUUUCUUCUGUUAGUCGAAGUCUUGACUCACGGAAGAAUAAAUGUAAUGAAACUACUAUCUUUUUUAAAUUUGUUUUUACUGUGCAUAAUUAGUGCCUAAAAGAUUUACUUUACGGCCACUAUGAUCAUUCCUGAAUAGAUUUAUCUCUUAACAUUGGUUACUAUUCGUCUUCUACUGCUGUUUGGACAACCGCCUGGUAUCAUCAACUAUGACACUUAGAGUGUGGCUCAUCCCCAAGUGCCUAGUGUAUGAGUUAAUUUGAUUUUGAUGGUUGUUUUACUUUUCUGAAUUGAUUGACUGGAUUUCGCUGUAGGAUUUUUACAAUAAAACGAAUAUCAUAGAGUAGGACAGCUACAACGUAGGACCAGGCACAUAUAUGCAUCAGUCCAAGUUGCCAUACCACAUUGACAACAACAAGAUGGACACCGGAUUCCUAAAAGUAGUUAAUUCAGAGAUGGUAAUAUAUAAGAGAAAGAUUGCAAUAAGGAUAUAGUACAGGAAGAAAGAAUUAGUUCGUAGAAAGAAAUAUAUGAAGCGAUUUUAAUCUCUUAGUUUAAGGGAACAUAGAGAGUGUAUACACCUACGCCAUUGUGAUCGAUUCUGA
Messenger RNA from Schistosoma haematobium, 18582 nucleotides. RefSeq lists its product as uncharacterized. Lineage: Eukaryota; Metazoa; Platyhelminthes; Trematoda; Strigeidida; Schistosomatidae. The transcript is spliced from 10 exons. The record is from RefSeq and is a predicted model, not a curated record. Bases 275 to 1456 code for a protein of 393 amino acids.